Messenger RNA from Petromyzon marinus (sea lamprey), 5530 nucleotides. RefSeq names its product neuromedin-U receptor 1. Gene Ontology annotation, cellular component: plasma membrane. Lineage: Eukaryota; Metazoa; Chordata; Hyperoartia; Petromyzontiformes; Petromyzontidae. Gene Ontology annotation, biological process: neuropeptide signaling pathway. Gene Ontology annotation, molecular function: neuromedin U receptor activity. The record is from RefSeq and is a predicted model, not a curated record.
UUGUGUUGCAGUCGAAACGUUGUGAGAAUUUUAUCGUUGUAUCUUUUUAUUAUUUUAUUGUUUCCCUUCUACAUGACUUUACCGAAAGAACCAAGAAUAUAAGUUCAGAAGUAGUUAUAUGAUGCAAUGCACGGGGAACCGUUUUCUAACGCCAGGAGGUGCAGCAAUCUCAAUCAUAUCGUAAUUUGCUGCUGAUUUCGCCAUGGAAAAGAGGACAGCAAAAAAGAUGCUCAGAAUGAAUUACACACGGUAUGCAUACAACUGUGAAGAUACAUAUUUUUUAAUACCAUUGUGAAAUGCAUAUACUGUGCAGUGGUUACAAAAUACAUAUAAAAUACCCAUAAAACACUAAAUUAUCUCGUGAAGGACACAGUCAAGAAAUCUGACGUUGAUAACAUUUCUGCAUAAAAUAAAAGUAGAUUGUACAAAACUAGCUCUCUUGAUUGCAUAUAAAACCACUUUUUGUCCUCUUGAUGUGGGCACAAAUAUGCUCAAACUUUGCACUGAUUAAGGUUUCGGCUGAAAUGAUCCGUAUUUAGAUGUCAUUUGUCUUGAAUGCACAAUCAUUCGUGCAUUUUUUUUUGUAUUUCUACGGGGAAAAAACGGACAUGUGCAUGACAUGCAUGCAGCAUUGUGUUUUACAAUAAAUGUGCAGAGAUGCAUGUUCUUACCGAAUCACUACGCUUCCCUUCCAAUGCCUCUUGUCCUUUUUAUUAUAUUUUUCCCAUAAUGCCUCAUAUAUUGUUUUUUUUUUCUCAUUUCUAUCUUGAGGUUCACUUUCCAGCCUCCUUCAUUGAAUUGCAGUAUUAUUUAUCGUCACCCAUUUCCAUUUGUUGUUAAAUGACUAUAUCAAUCAUUUAAUUUUAGAUGCUUAAUAUUUUCUCCAUUUAUUUUCAGGGCAAUGUUUCUCCAAUCCAAUUUUCUGAAAAAAAUGUUUUUAGGCUGCUGUGAAUAGCGCUAGCCACAAUCAUAAUCAAUAUUCAUCAGUCUAAUACAACAUAUGAUUGAUAGCAUGAAUAUAGUUGUAUCUAUGGCACCAUCUUUGCCAGUGUCAAGAUGAUGAAAAAAGAAUAGGCUUUACCCUUUCCAACAGUAACACAGGUGUUAAGAUGUUCAAACACCAAAUAGACACACCUAUUGCAAGGCAACAAGCUUGCAUUAGCCACACAUUAACCACACAUUAGCCACACAAUGACCACACAUGCUUAUGGUAGAACAUCAAAAUAAUAAUAAUAUGUUUUGAUUGGCCUAACACUGGUGAGACAUGGCCAUAAAUGAAGCUGUGUCUGGUCGUCAUGAAUCGAGUUACAUGCAGAGAAACCUUACGGAAGCAAAUUUUGCUCAUGUGGUCUCGUCGCACAACUCUGUGUGCAAAGAGCAGGGAACUGCUGGCACGGGAAUGACGCCACGCCCUCUGUCGUCACAUUUUUAGAACAAUCCGAAGGGGAAACUAAUUUCCGAUUUUCCGAAAUGUAAUAUCUAGGCUCGAUUGAAAGAUUUUUUUCGAUUAAUCUGAAACUCAAGAACUUCCCUAAUACAUAGUUUUAUAUAUGUGUCCUUCACAUGCUCGGCGACUUUACCGAAAUAACCAAAGAAUAUGAAUUCCUGCAGUCACGAAAGUUUUAAGUCAAAAUGUAUGCUCCAUCAAAUUAGUAAUUAUAAAAUGUGAUCCAGACAAUGGUAUGUAAAUAAUGAUGGCCUCUGAGGUGUAAAACGUAAGACGAGUUUGUGUUUUCAAACAGAGCCACCAGUGUGAAGCUCCAGGGCAUCAAAUCCAAGCAUCUUUAUUUUGACCAAGAAAGGCAAUAGAUUUGUUAGAUGUUAAAUAAUUACCUGCACUCAUGCCACUAUGAUUGUAUAAAAUGUAAAAAUUUAAAUGUGUAGAUAUACUGUGGCAUAUUAAAUGUUCCUAUCUAAAAGGUCCAGGUGACAUUAACAACAGAUACAUCACACUGAAAUUAUUUCUCCAGACAGACAUGUGGCACAAUGCUAAUUUAAGUAUGCUGAUUGUAAUUAUCUGAGGAAUAAUCACUUAAUUAAUACACUCACGAAUACACAAUAUCUAGCCACGUUAAUUACACAAAGCUGUUUGGCAGUUCAACAGUGACAUGUUUUAACGUAAGUGGUGAUAUAAUUGGGUUGGCUGAGACUGUAUGGAUGAAUGCAUACGUAAACAUAGUAUUAUAUACAUUUUAUUAAUUUACAUUCGGGCAGUGAUGAUACAUGGCUGUAAUUCGCCCCUAUGGAGGCAAGGGUUGGUGGAUCACACAAAUGUUGGGGAACUCGCUUCUCAUUGGGCGUCAAGAAGCCAUACCAUGGCUCACCAGGAGAAGGCGGUUACACGAAGUGUGGACGAAUAUCAUCUGUCCCAUCUGUAUGGGAUAGAGUGCUGCACCCUCAUCUGUGUGGGUUUUCUCCACGUGCUCCAGUUUCUUUCCACAUAUAUAUUCACAUUCACUAAUUGGCUGAAAACAUCUUUAUAUAAUAUAUGCAACGCUGGACCCUCCUAAAAUACUGCUUGGACUAAGUGUGACUGCCUGGGUAAUUAAGGAAUUCUUAUAAUUCUUUGGUCAGUGAUUACUACAAAGGCUCAUACGUCGUGCCAAUAAAACACCGUUACAUAUAGUGUGAGGCUUCUGAGAUGCUUGGGCUUUUUUUAAAAGUCACAAGGUGUCUCCUUUUGAAAGCAGAUUAUUGUAAUGAGAUAUUCACCGUAUGUUGGUUGAAUGACCCUUGCCCGAAUAGAUUUUGAGGCAACAACAGCCACUCAACCACAGUAGAGGAGUAAGCAAACUCGCCGCUAAACCUGCCUGCCUGAUUUUUUUGUGUGAAAUGCGGUAAACGAAUUGGCGUGAUCACGUGAUGCUUCACCGCUAUAUAUCACGGAGAGCAAGUGGGGUGUCCUGCCUUUACAAGGCUUGCGCAAUUGAUGGGAGCUCACGAAAUUCGAUAGCUCUUGUUGUUGUUGUUGACGCUCGGACAAGAUUUGGGGAGACGGUCGAAAGAUCUUUCCCCCCGUGGAUAUUUAAAAUCUUAGUAUCGUGGCGUGCUGCGUAUUCCUGAUGUCAGGUACAUGGUGAAUUGUUACUUUUAUAUUACGUGGUUUAAAUGCUUUGGCUAUAUUUUUUGUAAAAAUAUUUGUUAUGAAACUGCACUGUGGGUCUAUAAAAAUACGGUUUAUUGAGUGAAGGUUUAGUUGUUUUGAGUAGUUGCUAGAGCGCGCCUUGUUUGCUUUUAUGCAUAUAGUCAGCAUCAUUUUAUUGUUUAUGUUGUAAACAGUUUCAUAUGUCGACAGUAUUUUUAUGUGCAUAUAUACAAGAACCGUCUGCUUUACUUAAAUGUAAACUAAUAUGAAUUGUAUUUCCCCUGAGAUUGUAUUGAUCAAAUUCGAUUCAUAAACUGUGAUGUCAUGUAGAAUACACAUGCUUGCUAACAAGGAAUAAUUUGCCUAGUUAUGCAAAUCAUUUUCUCAACCAGUAAUGACACGAAUCUUAUUUACAGCAUGGAGCUGUCAGUGUUUGGUUGAAUCAAAAGGUAUAUUACCAUAUUUAUAAGUUAAACUUGGUUCAUCCCCAGAUUCAAAUUGGGGGAUUUUCCAAGCAUAAUUUAGUCAAAUAGCACACUGGUUAUAUGUUUCCAAAUGAGGACACAUGCUGUGUCUUGUUUCAUGCCAGAUUUUCCAGCCAACGAAGGAACAUUUUCUAAAAAAUGAUGCUGAUAAGAUGUAUUACAAUAAUCAAUAUUUCGCUUUCAUGAAAUAGUAGCAGAUAUUUAUUUAUUAAUAAUCAUCAAGGGCAUGCUGGCUGUAAAGUGUUCUCUUCAUUCCAUGAAAUUUGUACCCUUUUACCGACACUGAAGAUAUCAAUACUCUAAAUCUAGGUUCGACAAAAUUAGUUGUAGAUUGUACUUGCAUGCUAUAUAUGCGCCGUAAUGUACAAACCAGACAUGGAAAGGACGAUCUUUGAAGAAAUGUUAAACCGAAAUUGUUCAGAGCUUCAAAUAUUGACUCUUAGCCCUGACCCAAGUUACCGCAUGCUCUAUAAGGACCUCUGCAACUCAUCGGACGACAACGAAACGUCGAACUACAGUCUGCCAGUGGAGUUCUACAUGACCAGGGGUCAAGUCAUCACCGAGCUGCUGGGACCACGGACGUCGCCAUUCUUUGUUCCCGUCCUAGCCAUCUACCUGCUCAUCUUCGUGACGGGAGUCGUGGGAAACUUCUUGACGUGCAUCGUCAUCUCGCGUCACAGACUCAUGCGCACGCCCACAAACUUCUACCUCUUCAGCUUGGCCGUGUCGGACCUGCUUGUGCUCGUGCUGGGCAUGCCCCUGGAGUUGUACGAAAUGUGGGAGAACUACCCGUCACUGUUUGGCGAGGGCGGCUGCUACUUCAAGACGAUGCUCUUCGAGACCGUCUGCUUCGCCUCCGUCCUCAACGUGACGGCGCUGAGCGUCGAGCGCUACAUCGCCGUGGUCCACCCGCUCAAGGCCAGGUGGCUGGUCACCAGGACGCAUGCCAGGCGAGUGAUCGCGUGCCUCUGGGUCGCCUCCGUCUGCUGCUCCGUGCCCAACACGAGCCUGCACGGCAUCCACUACCUCCGGUCUCCCCUGGGCGAGCCCUAUGAGGAGUCCACCAUCUGCAUCGUCACGCAGCCGCGCUGGAUCUACAACGUCGUGGUGCAGCUCACCGCGCUGCUCUUCUUCCUCGUGCCCAUGGCCACCAUCAGCGUGCUCUACCUGCUCAUCGGCAGGCAGCUGCGCCGGGAGAAGAGCCUGGCUGUGCCCCACGAGUGCGAGGGACGCGGCACGUUCGGAAACCAGAGGAUUCGGACGAACAGGUCCAAGUGCCGGCAAGUCACGAAGAUGCUGUACGUCUUGGUGAUCGUGUUCGGCAUCUGCUGGGCGCCUUUCCACACCGACCGUCUGGUGUGGAGCUUCGUCCACCGGUGGACAGCGGACAGCCACGGCAUGUUCCAGUGCGUCCACCUCGUCUCGGGCGUCUUCUUCUACCUCAGCUCGGUGGUGAACCCCGUCAUCUACAACCUGCUGUCCACACGCUUCCGCGACAUGUUCAGGGAGGUGAUGUGUCGCCGGCGGGCCCCGCGCGAUCUGCGGCGCUUCGCUGCGCGAGACGGGCCCUGGGUCACGGGGGAGGCCGCACGGGGCCGCUCCGCCACCACCACCGCCGCCGCCACCACCGCCGCCGCCGCCGCCGCUGCAGCCUGCGUGGAGGUCGUGGGCAAGAUCGACGCGAAGCGCUUCAGCUGCAGCAGCGGCGGCACGCGGGAUGAAGCGGAGACGAGCUUGAAUUGAUUUUGUUCGCGCCCCGCCCCACCCAUAUCCCACCAACACCCAUUACCCCCGUCUCCUUCCCACCCACCUCCUCCUACCCAACACAAUUAAACAGGUGGAUUACACAUUCUGGUCUUUGAUCACGAAAAGGAUGCUAUGGGCCGUUGUCUGGAAAGAGAAUUACGUGCCUCUCUUUCGUAUCGAGCAAUGCGCGUUGCACGUGUUUGUGUGCACGCGU